Brachypodium distachyon (stiff brome) is the source of this 656-nucleotide messenger RNA. RefSeq names its product auxin-induced protein 15A. Bases 127 to 429 code for a protein of 100 amino acids. NCBI's taxonomy places the organism in Eukaryota, Viridiplantae, Streptophyta, Magnoliopsida, Poales, Poaceae. Gene Ontology annotation, biological process: response to auxin. The record is from RefSeq and is a predicted model, not a curated record. The transcript has a single exon.
ACCAGUCCAGUCCUCACUCACUCUGACAUUGACAGUAGUACUACUACUGCCCACCAGCUCUGCGUAACAAGCACACUCUGACAUUGAUACUCAAGGGUGAAUUGAUCCAUUGAUGCCAUUGUUGGCAUGGGCGGAGGGAAGCUGCGGGAACUGAUCAUGUCGAGGCUGCACCCGGCCAAACGCGGCGGCGGCACGGUUCCCCGGGGCCACUUCGCGGUGUACGUCGGCGAUUCCCGGACCCGGUUCGUGGUGCCCACGGCGUACCUCCGGCACCCGGCGUUCCUGGCCCUGCUCGAGACCGCCGAGGAGGAGUUCGGCUAUGGCGGCGGCGGGAUCACCAUCCCUUGCUCCGAGCAGGACUUCGCCGCGCUCGUCGGCAGGCUCGGCUCCUCCUCGCCGUCUUCAUCAUCUUCCUCGUCCUGGCACUAGAUCGACCGAUCCCUGAUGGAUUGAUUGAUUCAUCGUUUCUCCCUCGAUCGAUCGUUGCCAGCGCCGGCGAAGAGAGCUUUGUGGAUUAUAAUCUUGGAUUUUUCUUCUUUUUUUUGGGUUCACGGCAGGCGAUGAUCGAUCGCAGUAUGUGUAUAUAGCUGUGCUGCGCCGCUCGUGGCCAGUUUGCACGAACCGAUGCUGCGAAAUUCAGAUAUUGGAUUGUUGAA